Symbiodinium sp. CCMP2592 is the source of this 4329-nucleotide messenger RNA. The record is from the annotation of a GenBank genome assembly. NCBI's taxonomy places the organism in Eukaryota, Dinophyceae, Suessiales, Symbiodiniaceae.
AUGGUGAAGCGAGAUGCAGCCCACCUGCACUCUGAGCACGCCGACGUGCACCAGGAGGUGGAGUCUGCGUUCGGGGUCUGGGCCUUUGGCGUUCCACGAGUACCCGAUCAGCCGGACGGCCCGUUUCCCUUCGCCCCGACGGAGCUCCCUUGGCUGAACCUGGUGCCCCUCGAUUACUCGAUUCGCCGCUUCCUCUCCGCCGCUUUGAGAUGGCUCUCUCGCCCCCUGGGUCGCCGACUGAGAUCAUCCGAGAUGACGACGAGGAUGAAGAACUGCAGUCGAAAGAAGAGGGCCUUGUGGGCAAUGACGGAGAUGUGGGAGGGAGUGCUCGCCGACGAGAAGACCCUAUGCCAGUUGACGCCACGGGGGGUAGCCCUGGUCGUGGAAAGAGAUCCCGGGACGUCGAACCUGAGCUUGAAGGUCGGCCCCGCCGUCACGGGGGUGGGAGAGAUUCCCGACUACAUGGUGGCGACAUUCUUCCUGGCGCUGGACUGGAUGGUGCUCCUCCUCUUCCUCGGGAUGAACAACGUGAUGCCGGGCUGCCUGUCACUGCAGGCGAACUUCAGCGACUACUCCAACUUCAGUUGGGGCCUAUCACUGGCCUAUCACAGCAUCGACCUUGAAGAUGCUAGGGUCGCUGACAAGGCGGAGUUCUCCACACUUCACGGCCGUCUUGCUCGCGUUGAACAAAAGGGGGCGACAGUUGAGUCGGACGUUGCCAAGCUGGCCAAAGACGUUGAGGAGCUGAAGAAGAAGCAGAUUGGGUCACCCCUUCCCGCUGGUCCUGGUACUGGUAGUGACAGACCCUCCGCUGGGGUGUCCGGCCCGGCCGCCGCGAUUGGAGAUGAGUUGUCGGAGGAGGACAAGAGGACGUUGAUCGUCGGAGGGUGGGCUCAGGAUUCCAAGCGCCAGGUGAUCAUUGAUGAGUGUGCUGGCUUCCUCAACAAGGCUGGGGUGACAAAGCUGUUGGACCAGACCGCCAUUACAGUGUGGGGGCCACGCAGGUCCUUUGGGGUGCUCAAGUUUGUGGUCAGGGAUGGUGAGACGGCAAAGGAAACUCGCGACAGAAUGUGGGGCGUGAUCCAAGCCGCCCGGGCUGAGCCCUACUACCUCGAUUCCACCUCUGCCUUUGGGGAGAAGAAGAAGCUGUGGUGCAGUUUUACCAAGACCAGGGAAGCGCGGUGCAGGGGAGCUCAUGGUUCCAUGGUUCGUCGUGUAUGUCAUGGGAUGGUCGCUGACGCUGCCUUGGCUAACGAGGCCCACAACGUCAUGGCCAAGAAUGAGGGAUCCUAUGAGGUCGAUUGGGGAUCCGGCACCGUGUGGAUCGGGGAGUGGAAGCUUGGGUCGGCUACACAUCGCAUGCCCAAAGGUGAAGAUAUCCGACAGCCCAACUCGGGAUGGAUCGACAUCGGCUCCAUCUCCCGUGCGACUGGGGUGGCCUUCGACGUUGCGUUGGCUGCCUUUGAACGUGAACUCGAUCGCCUACCUCGGGGUGCACCAGGUCCCGAUGCUCGACCGUCUAUGAGGGUCUUGAGAAAAUUUGUGUCGUGGAAUGUUGCUGGCCAGAACUUGUCGAAGAUCGACCUUGUUGCUGGCUCUUUUGACUUGCUUGCUGUCCAAGAAAUGCCUCGUGGAAAAGUCGGUUGGGAUGAACACAGUACUGACAACUUUGUGUGGUUUUCACAUCAAGGAGCAGAUCAGUGGAGAGGAGUUGGCAUCGGGGUGGCCCGUGAGCUGUUUGACUCCGUCACGAACAAGACAUCCUGUGAGCGUGGGGCCGCUUGGGUCGUGCGCCUCAAAAGCCAUAAGCGCCUCAUCUUAUGUUCACUUCAUUGUCCCACAGGGGGUACCGUGGCUGCCUACCACCGGGAGAUCACGGCGUUCAAGCAGAUGUUGCGACGAUGGCAUCCUGAUCUUCCUGUCCUUGCUGGGGUUGAUGUAAAUGAAGUCGUGCGUUGGAACUCUGAAGACUCUGAGGAAGCGACCAUUGCUUCAGGGGCGAAAGUCGAUAAGACGCUUGAGGCCAUGGCCACCCUGCACCUUCGCGCUGUACCUCCUCGUCUUGAUGACCGUGCACUGCCCACACAUUAUCCAAGGGAUGAAAUGCGGGAGGGGCGCCACAUUGAUGCGGUGUUUACACGUCGCAUUGGGGUGAGCAGUGUGACACUACGUCCUGAGAUGCACCUGGAAAUCAACAGUGACCAUGCAUUGCUUGAAGCACAUGUCGAGAUCCAGAAAUGUCGUCCGUGCAAGUGGUACGACAGCAGACCGCGCUGGGUCGUUGGUGCAGAGCCCUUGCCUGAGGUCACUGACUUCGGGCACGUGGAAAAAUUGGCGGUGGAAAGGUGCCGCGCCUGCAGCAAGUGCACCUAUCAGGACGAUGAUGAGAUGAAGGGGCUCAUCGCUGGUGCUGGUGUGGCUGAGAAGAAGGACAAGUGGAAGAUCGUGCACAAAGAACGGCGGAGACAAAGGAUCUCCAACAUCCUUUACGGUGAUUGGGGUGCCUAUCGUGCCCAUAGAGCGACCCUUCGUCGCACAGCGUGGUGGGGUGAGCUGCUUACCAACAAAGAGAGUGGCCAAGUCGCUGGAGAAGUUGAGGAUCACCUUAGCCAGAAAUUUUGGGAUGUUGCUCGCAAUUGGGAUGUUGACCUCCGACAGCGUCUUGAUGGCAUUGACCUCCGCGACGCUACUUUGUGGCCUGUCGAGGAGAUGGAAGUGAUUGCUGCCCUCACUGGGAUGCGUGCUCGUUCGUCGGUGGGAUGCGACAAAGUGUCCGUUGACUUGCUCAGGCGGAUUGCGCUUGAACAACCGUCCGCCCUCUGUCAGAUGUGCACUGAUGUCCUGAGGGAUGGCUGCCUACCGCCUAACUGGGGCGUUUCACUUUUGGCACUACUCCCCAAAUGUUUGCACCCUCAACAGCCAGGUGACCUUCGUCCGAUUGCCAUGGGAAGUGCAGCCAUGAAGAUGAUGUCAAGAAUUGUCAUGAACAGGACGUUUGGUCACCUCAGAUCACCCUCUUGCUGUGCUUCGUCGGGGAAAGGCAGACAGCCUGCCGAUCUUAUUGGGACGUUCACCAGAUUGCGGGACAUUACCAAGGAGUGGCGCAUUGGGGUCGUCGCUGCAAAGUUGGACGUGCGUGGGGCGUUUGACUUCAUUGAUCGGGGCUGUGUCGCGAGUUUCCUACAAGACCGCCUGGGUGACAGUGGGAUGCCCUUUGAGCUCCGCUUCCUUCUGCUGCUCCUGGCCGAGAAUGUCAUGGUCGGGACCGCCCCUGGAGGCAAGACAGUCCGGGUUGAUGCCAACCGGGGGAUCAAACAGGGCAGCCCCGAGUCUGCAGAGCUCUUUGGGUUGAUCAUUGCUCACGAACUCCAAAAGCUACGUCUGGGACCCCUGUGGACUGUGCCUGGCGGGAAACUUGCUGACGUACCAGUCGAUGUGGGGUGCUUCCAAGACGAUAUCUUCGUCUGGAACAGUGACAUCAACAACCUCGAGAAGAACAUUCAGGACACAUCCCAAAUGCUUGCCCGUCUUGGAUUCAGCCUCUCCCCGAACAAGACAAGGAUUAUUGCCAACCGUCACUAUAAGGGGAGGAGACAGAUGACCGUUGAUGGGACGAAAGUUGAAAUAGCUGAGCAUGACAGUUCUAUCCGUGUUCUCGGAGUUGACUUCGACUUCGAUGCCAAGACGAAACAACAGAGCCGCAAAGUGAUGGGACGUAUUUGGGAUGCAUUCCACGCCAACAAGGACAUCCUCUGUGGCCAUGGCAGCUGGGGUGCCAAAACCAAGAUGGUACGCUCUUUGCUUGAAGGGACGUGGGCGUGGACAGCCGGGGCCCUUCACUGGGCGAAGGACGACCUCAUGAUGAUCAAUUCGAUUCAACUCCGUGUCUACAGACUCGCUUUCGGUGUUCGGAGAGGAAGCGCUGAAAAUUGGGUCGAUUACAACACAAGGAGUUUGAGAACGAUCCGCGCCUGGAUGCAAGCUCAACGGGUUGAACGAUGGAGCAGUAAAGUCUUGAGGUUGCAGUUUGCUUUGGUGGGUCACUGGUGCCGGAGGAAAGAAGGUGAUCACGAAUGCAUGCCAGCUCUGAUGAUGGGGUGGAGAGACCUCAAGUGGUGGAGAGCCGAGCAGAAGAUCAAGUCAGGGAUGAGACAUCCUGAACGCUUUUAUGCAGACAACAGCGAAAGAGCUCUGGCUGAAGCCAUUGGCCUCGAGUGGAAGAAAGCCACUUCCAAGCGUGAGGGGUGGAAAAACUUGCUGCCCCGUUGGUUGGAAAGUCAGGACGUUCGCUGGACAAGGGGUAGGCAACCUGCUCUUUCGGGUCGCUAG